Cynoglossus semilaevis (tongue sole) is the source of this 3023-nucleotide messenger RNA. It is a transcript of the gene spata7, whose product is annotated as spermatogenesis associated 7. Bases 179 to 1978 code for a protein of 599 amino acids. The record is from RefSeq and is a predicted model, not a curated record. Gene Ontology annotation, biological process: photoreceptor cell maintenance; microtubule cytoskeleton organization. The transcript is spliced from 12 exons. Gene Ontology annotation, cellular component: rod photoreceptor outer segment; photoreceptor distal connecting cilium; ciliary basal body. Lineage: Eukaryota; Metazoa; Chordata; Actinopteri; Pleuronectiformes; Cynoglossidae.
GCAUGGCGACGGAGAAGCCUCGCUUAGCGUCUCAUCUGCUUAUGAGUUAGCAUUAAGGUUUGUUUUUGUUAUUCUAGCUUCCUACGUAAGCGAUUUAAAAUGUUUACUGUCGCGCGCACUGUGCUUUUUGAAUGUAGCAGUUAUUUGCAGUCCGCGUCGGGGAAUAUUCACGAGGAAAAUGGGAUACGCUGAGUUUGACAUCAAUAUGGAAUCGAGAACAGGGAGUGUGUCAUCUGUACUGGGCUCCAGCACUGGGAGGAGAGCACAGACUUUGAAAAACAGCUCUUUCUGUAGUCACUCAUCCAGCAAGUUGACACAGUCCAUCGUUAGAGACCACAUGGUGUCUCAUUACAAAAAGGUUUACUCGGCCAAAGCUGCCAUUGAUAACUCUGUGCCCAGAAGCAUGGUACACAGUGUGAAGUACAAUGACCAAAUCCAACAGGAUCGUGUCAGAAAAGGCAGUCGUCCUCAGUCGGCUCGUUCUCUCCCACAGAAGCACAGCAGAGCCUUCCGCUCCCCAGCCCAGAGCAGACUAUCCAUGCAGUAUGAUGACGGCAGAUAUCUCUACUCGAGAAGCUCCGUGGUCUCUAGCCCUGGAUUCGGCACCUCAUUUCACGUGAAGGACAUUGAUUAUCCAUCCCAUAAACCGGCUCCUCCUCAUCACAGCCGCCCGGCGUCACAACAAUUAAAUGCUCGCAAUUUGGAGGCAGCUCUGAUCAGAAAACAGUCAGCACUUUCCCUGGCAGCUUCCGGAGGUCAGAGCCUCCACAAAUCUUUCCAGGACCCAUUCCAGAAAACGUACAGCGGGGACCUGCUCCAGAAACACUCGCAGAACUUUACACCAGACAAACCUUUCACUCCAAAGACACUGAAGUCCGACAGGAGUUCAUAUCUGGAGAAAUAUCGCUACUACAGAGCACCGCGCAGGAAGCCCACUCAGGACUGCAGUAACUCUGAACAGGACACAAAUAUUGAGAGCACAAAACCUAAAGAAUGUACACAGGAUGUUGAUGAGCCAUCUCAGGGAUUCAUUUCAGAGCAGGUUUGGUUUGAGGAGGAGCUGAACAGCACUUACUUCUUAGCAUCCAGACCACAUGGUAAAAUGAACAGGAGCAGAGACUGUUUACUCUUUGACUCCUCCUCCAGGGUCUCAUCAGACAGAUAUAAAUCUGCCCUAAUGAGGAAAGUAAAUGCAGAGGAAGAAGAACUAAAAUACUUGGAAUUCAUUUCUGCUGUAACAGAGGAUAUCUUGACCAGAAGUUUUAUUUCUGACAGGGUCAUAGAACGAGUGAUGAAACGCCACAUUGAUAUGAAUCGGCACCAGCUCGAUGAGGAUAAAAUGCGCCACCUUCUGGUCGUGCUGCGUAAAGACUUUGAAGAGCCAACCAACACACCCACCUCCAGAACAGGUGUUGAUAAACGCACUGAUCUAGUGGAUUCACUUCUACCCUAUCUGGAGUCAGAGGAGAAACGAGCGAAGACCAGAGGUGAUAGUGACGUCUUCUCCAAUGCUUCAGUGAAUAAACGCAGCGGUUCUCCUCAUUCCACUGAAGCCUUAUCAACAUCCACACCAUUACAUCCGACUGAAAAGGCUGCUUCAUCUACAAACACAAACAGAAAUGAGCAGGAACUCGACAGUCAGGAAAAAUCCAAUGGCUCUCCUCAGCUCAGUGAGCUUCUUUCGGAAAAUACACCUGUCAACGAAGAGGAAUUCCAGAACAAUCAAAUUACAACGACUUACACGAGUGGAACGGUCAGCACUGAAACCCAGCAGCACACCAGUGCUGUAUCCAGUGAAGAAGGUUCUCAUCAGGAUCGAGCGGAAGUCUCGCCUCACGGACAAUCUCCAGAGGUUGAAGAUCUCGGGAGAUGUUUAUCAGAGUCACUUCAGGUGUCCAGCAAUACCUCCACCAAUGAGAACACGACCAACGACCAGCGUGAAAACACGGACGAUUCUUCCAGUGAUGAUGAUUUCUGAAUUAUUUUUUUUGCUCUGAAUUUUUUUUUGCUUUGUUACCAGAAAAAUGUGAACUAAAUCAAUAACUGUAUAAUUUAAUGAGAAUAGUUUUACUGAGUUUUUAGUGUAUUUUUAAAGCCAAUUUAUUAAAACAGAGUAUUUUUAUUUUCCUUUUUUGCACCAUGGCACCGAAUUCUCUUCGUACAUUUCAUUGAAAUGUAGUUGAAGCUCAGUUUUAAACUCAUCAGCAGAACUGCCCUGUGUUUAUUGUAAUUUCUUUAGAAGUCCACAUCACUGCACUGAUGAGGAGUGUUAAAGUAGCGGCCAUGUUUCUUCGCAGUGUUUGCAGUGUUCCCAGUUAGCCUCUUGUGUGUGCUGUACUGUUGCUCUGUUCACAGAUUCCUAGGAAAAAAAAUAUUUUUACAGUCAAACUUAAACAUAUCCUGCGUUUUACUUGACAGUUGCCUCUGACAUGAUGUAGCCACUGUAAAAUGACCAGAGAGUGUCUUUACAAUAGCAAUACAUUUUCUAUUCUUCUCACUGUUUUGUGUCUGCGACUCAUUUUCUCUAAAUGAUUUAUAAUUCCUUUAUACAUUAGCAUUGGGUUCAAGCGAGGCUAAUGAAGCAUCACACAAUAUCUGCACAAGGUUUCGUUUAUGUUGCUAAACAUAUACAUUGGCAUCAAUGAAUAAAAUCAUGUUUUUAAGAUCAGAUGUCCACUCACCAGCCACUUAAUCCAAAAAGACUUAGCGGGCUUUUAGCUAUGUUUAUUUUUUCCAUUUAUUUUUUGCUAGCUAUUGAGGUGCUAACUUCUACCCAAUGCUCUUGGUUAAAUUUGACUACUUUUUAUCUAUCCUAAAUUAACAUAUCUAAAUCGAAUAUCAGCAAAUGUUAUUUACUUGGUGAAUAUUUAUGUAUAUGUUUAUUUUUGACACAGUGGGAUAAAUGCUGUUAUUUGUAAUAUUUCAAGAACAGCAGUUUAAGAGGAAUUACAGCUUUUUAAAUAAAGUAUAUAAAGUUUGAGUGGCCUGAGGACAUUUUCAUAUGAGUAUGAAGUGUCAAUUAU